CUGGGUUCCUCUUUCUGGAGCAGGUCAGCCCAGACAAAGCCAAGACUUCCUCUCUGUGAGGAGUGCAGAAACAUAGUGUUCAAAAUGGCUGCUGGAUUGCAAGCCCCUCAGUGGCUCCUGCUGCUCCUGGUUAUACUGCCAACCACAGGCUCAGACCCUGUGCUCUGCUUCACCCAGUAUGAGGAGUCCUCUGGCAGGUGCAAAGGCCUACUUGGGAGAGGCAUCAGGGUAGAAGACUGCUGUCUCAAUGCUGCCUAUGCCUUCCAGGAACACGAUGGUGGCCUCUGUCAGGCAUGCAGGUCCCCACAAUGGUCAGCAUGGUCCUUAUGGGGGCCCUGCUCAGUCACAUGCUCUGAGGGAUCCCAGCUGCGACACAGGCGCUGUGUGGGCAGGGGUGGGCAGUGCUCUGAGAAGGUGGCUCCUGGAACUCUUGAGUGGCAGCUACAGGCCUGUGAGGACCAGCCAUGCUGUCCAGAGAUGGGUGGCUGGUCUGAGUGGGGACCCUGGGGGCCUUGCUCUGUCACAUGCUCCAAAGGAACCCAGACCCGUCAACGAGUAUGUAAUAAUCCUGCUCCUAAGUGUGGGGGCCACUGCCCAGGAGAGGCCCAGCAAUCACAGGCCUGUGACACUCAGAAGAUCUGCCCCACACAUGGGGCCUGGGCAUCCUGGGGCCCCUGGAACCCCUGCUCAGGAUCCUGCCUUGGUGGAGCUCAAGAACCUAAGGAGACACGAAGCCGCUCAUGUUCUGCACCAGCACCUUCACACCAGCCCCCUGGGAAGCCCUGCUCAGGACCAGCCUAUGAGCAUCGGGGCUGCAGUGGCCUACCACCUUGCCCAGUGGCUGGUGGCUGGGGGCCAUGGGGCCCUUCGAGCCCUUGCCCUGUGACUUGUGGCCUGGGCCAGACCCUAGAACGUCGGACAUGUGAUCACCCUGCACCCCGUCAUGGGGGCCCCUUUUGUGCUGGUGAUGCUACUCGGAACCACAUCUGUAACACAGCCAUACCUUGCCCUGUAAAUGGGGAGUGGGAGGCCUGGGGAAAAUGGAGUCACUGCAGCCGUGUGAGAAUGAAGUCCAUCAGCUGUGACGAAAUCCCAGGCCAACAGUCACGUUCAAGGAGCUGUGGUGGCCGCAAAUUUAAUGGGCAGCCAUGUACUGGGAAACUCCAGGAUAUUCGACACUGCUAUGACAUCCAUAACUGUGUCUUGAAAGGUUCAUGGUCACAGUGGAGUACCUGGGGUCUGUGCACACCACCAUGUGGACCCAACCCCACCCGUGUCCGCCAGCGCCUCUGCACACCUUUGCUCCCCAAGUACUCGCCUACAGUUUCCAUGGUUGAAGGUCAAGGUGAGAAGAAUGUUACCUUCUGGGGGACCCCACGGCCACUGUGUGAAUCACUACAGGGGCAGAAGCUGGUGGUGGAAGAGAAACGGCCAUGUCUACAUGUGCCUGCCUGCAAAGACCCAGAAGAGAAGAAACCCUAAAAUCCCUUGCUUUCAUUCUGACCCCCUCACCUUCUAGACCUCAAUAAACCAGCCUUUCUAGACUC
Mastomys coucha (southern multimammate mouse) is the source of this 1547-nucleotide messenger RNA. It is a transcript of the gene Cfp, whose product is annotated as complement factor properdin. Bases 85 to 1482 code for a protein of 465 amino acids. NCBI's taxonomy places the organism in Eukaryota, Metazoa, Chordata, Mammalia, Rodentia, Muridae. The transcript is spliced from 9 exons. The record is from RefSeq and is a predicted model, not a curated record.